Molecule: messenger RNA, 1699 nt
Organism: Macrosteles quadrilineatus (aster leafhopper)
Lineage: Eukaryota; Metazoa; Arthropoda; Insecta; Hemiptera; Cicadellidae
Exons: 2
Coding region: 14-1699 (561 amino acids)
Source: RefSeq, a predicted model, not a curated record
GUUAUGGUUGCAAAUGUUUGUAUACGUGAUAUGCCUAUUAAUUUUGUUGUUUUUCCAAAUUACAAGUGAAUCUGACAAAAAUGCAAACUUUAAUGAUAAAAAGGGAUAUUUUCAUGAAAGAGAAAUAAAUCAAGAUAAUAAUCAUUAUCUAGAAUCUUCAACAGAAACUAUAUCAAGAGAGGAAGAUCCUGAGUUUCCUUUAUAUCUUGACAGUCAAGUCCUUCUGGAUAACCAAGACGCUGAAAUAAGUCCCCAGAUCAGGGGUAUAAAGCGGUAUGUUAAAACAGAAAAAAAUUUAAACUGUAUUAGAUAUCAUAACCCAACUGAAAAUAAAAAUAAACAACAAAGUAGUGUUGGCAAUAAACCAAUAGGCAGCACCGCUUAUUGUAAAAUGCGGAGGAAAAGGAAUCUAAUUGGGAAGAAUAAGUUUAAAAACCAUACCAAAAAAAGACCACUCAGAUCGUCAAGAGAAAACGAAGAUGAGGAAGAAGGUUGGAAAACUCAAAAACAAUUUGAUCUGUGCGCAUACAGACCGAAUGAUGAAUGUUUCCAAAGUGAACAAAAAAGAACAAAAACUCUGCUUUCAACACCUGAACCGACGGUGUUAGCAGAUGACUACUUUCAAGACGAAAUGCAAACACUGUCGCAAAAUCAUCAAGUCACUAAUAAUACUCUAAAACAAAGUUAUUCCAUAUCAGCUAGCAUUACUAAUAUGACUAGGGCAUCAAAAGAUACAACAAAACCACAAAUUGCUCCAACCAAUCCCAAGAAUAAAAAUAAUAUCACAGUAAAUUUUAGUGUGACACAGGUUUCCUUUGGCAAUACUACAGCAAGUACCCCAACAAAAAAGGGUACAACAGAGGACAUGUGUAAACAGGUUUUGUACACUUUUGUUAGAGAACACCAGACGACAAAUACUCCUGAGACAAAGUUAAGUGCUUUUUUCAAAAAACUAACAAACAACUCAAUAAUUCAAAACAAAAGUAGUACCAAAUCAAGCAUUAUUACUUUACAUCACAAAGAGCCAUGCAAAGAAGUAGAAGUAACUGUAAAACCGAUAGUUGAACGAGUGUUAAGUAUUAUUCCAAAACCCACGGACAAAAUACCAUCAGAGCAUUAUAACCAAAGUGUCAACCUCAGACAUAAAAAAGUGUACCCGAUUAAUCAUAAAGGCAAUCAUUACUAUCAUGGAAAACACCCUUUGAGGGUUAGUAAAACUACAGGAAAAUGUAUAACUACUCCUGGAGAACCUAGCAUAGGACAAAGUAUGCCUAAGCACCUAGGAAAUAAUGAGAAACUUGUGCCGGAAACAAUACUAACCUCUGAAAAAUAUAAAUCCAACACAAACUCUGAACAUACCAUAGUCACAACAUCCCCAGGGAAAUUUACACUAACUAUGAAAGAAAAUAAAUCAUUUAUCACCAAAAGGAGAGUUGGACAAGCCCAUGGAAAUAAAGAAUCGUCGGUAGAAAUGUUAAACGGGUCAACUUUUUUCCCAAUUGACAAUAAGUGUGCAGUUUUCAAUGUUACAAAUGAUAUAAAAGAGAUUCUACCACAGAAAUUUCAUAAAGAAUACCUCAGCAGGACACCAAUAGAACCGAUGAAAGUAUUUCACGGUGUAUCAAAAAUAAAAAAGAAACCUAAAAAUAGAGAAAAAUUUUAUUUAUGUUCAUCAAAUAAAACUAUUUUUAACAAUUGA